This is a messenger RNA of Adineta ricciae, 750 nucleotides long. The record is from the annotation of a GenBank genome assembly. Lineage: Eukaryota; Metazoa; Rotifera; Eurotatoria; Adinetida; Adinetidae.
AUGAAAUAUAGUGAAGUUCGUGUGCCUGUUCUUUAUGGUCCCCAGAUUCCUCGACAAGAUCGUGAUGAUACUCGAAAACGGUACUAUCGUGCAUUUCUUACACUUUUUGUAUCAUGGCGCAAUGUAAUUGAUCUUUACGACAUCAAUCAAACAUGGGAAGAUGCAUUUGAAUCUCGAAAAAAUCUUAUUUCUGUUCAUGCAUGGAAGAUUAUAGAGAAUAUUCAACUUUUACAUGAAUGCGCUGAUGGUGAAUACGAAGUAGAUGACAUCGACGAUUUAAUUCAAUUAAUAGGCAGUGUAGAUGAAUUCACAGCUGCUGCAAUUAAUGCCACGAAAAAAUCAACAGAAAAUGUUUAUAUUCGAGAAACUAUCGAAGCAGUGGGAAAAGGUGGACUGUUUAAUCAUAUGAAUCAACAUGAUCAACAUGUUUCAAAUACAUCCAUUGAUCGACAAAUUAUACCGUUUAUUUCCGCAACGCCUAAUCUUAUCAAACUUUAUUCGAAGUGGCAAGAUCAACUAAAGAUUGAAAAGGAUCGAAUUAGACGCAGUUUAAUUUCUGGUAAACAUAACGAAGAUGAUGAUAUUUUGGAUUUUAAUGCUGUGACAGAUGCUGUUGUAACAGUAAUGAAUCCAUAUAAUAAUCAAAACAAUAUGGAAAAAUAUUCAUCAAUUCCUCCAGUACUCGUACUUAAAAAUAACUUCUCAACUCAAAAUGAUAUCAUUGACGAAUUUACAUCGAACAAAGAAUAG